AAAAGAGAGAGAGAGAAGCAAGGGAGGCGAGUGGGGAAAUGGAGUUGCCAGAGUCUCCAGAAAAAUGCACAGAGAGUGAAAUCGGCGGUUGUCUUCCCAAAGAUUCUCCGCCCUUGAGUCAGCAAGGAGAAAACGAGCCCAAAAACUUCAUCAGGGGUAUCAGAGAAGCGCUGAGCUUCAGGGGAAACGCAUCGAAACUGGCCAAAGAGAAACUGGCUGAAGCUAAAAUGGAUGGAGAUAAAACAGAAAUAAGCGGGAGGAAUGGUAAAUUGGAAGUGCCAUCACAGCCGGAGUCUCCAGCGAAAAGUGAGGAGAGUGAAGGUGCACACUGUCCUCCCGAAGACUGUCCAUCCUUGCAUAAACAAGGAGAAAACGAGCCAAGAAACUUCAUCAGGGGUAUCAGAGAAAUGCUGAGCACCAGGAAAAGAAAGUCUCAAAGUCUCAAAGAGCAAUUAAGUGAUACUAACACGGAUGGGCUUAGAACAGAAACAAGAGAGACUGAUGGGGAAAUGGAGCCAGCGGCAGAACCAAAGUCUCCUGCAAAACACAUGGACGGUGAAGAGGCAUCGAAAUCUGCCAAAGAGAAAUCUACUGAAGUCAACAUGGGUGAAGAUAAGGCAGAAAUAAGGGAGGCAGACGGGGAAAUGGAGCCGCCAUCAGAGUCAAAAUCUCUGGCAAAACAUACGGAGGGGAGUGAAGAUGGCAAGCGCCUUCCCAAAGAAAAGGAGCCCCAAAACAUCAAUAAGAUGAUAAGAAUGAGCUUGAGGAAAGGUAGAUCAAAAUCUCUCAAAGAGAAAUCGGUUGAACCUAAACUGGAUGAAACUAAAACAGAAACGAAGGAGAAGGAAGAGGAGGAGAAAAUGGAACCUUCAGUGAACCACACAGAAGGAGAAGGUUAUCUGCACCUGAGUCAUCAAGGAGAAGACGAGCCAAAGAAAUUCAAACCAAUUCGGAGCUUGAGCUUGAUGGGAAGUGCAUCAAAACCUGUCAAAGAGCAAUCAGCUGAAGAAGCGGACCCCUCCAGGUCCAGCAAGUCUUUUUCAUUCUUAAAGAAAAAAAAGACCAGCCUUCCGAAGGAGUGUAAGGAGCCUGACGAAGAAGAAGACCAUGUUCAGAACGAACCACUGUCUGUUAUGCAGAUAAAUGAACUUAUUAAAAAUGGGCAACUUCUAGAAGCCUUCAAAAACAUCAAGGGUUUAGAAAGGGAGCUUCUGGCUGAAAUAGAUGCCAAGAAAUAUGAAGACAACCCCAAGGGAUGCAUUGUGAAGGCCAAGGACAUCGACUUGCUCUACGACUUGGUUUCUAAGGCCAUCCAGCGCAUCGUGGAGGAAACCCUGGAGCUUCCCAGGGUAGAUGCAAAGGCUUUAAACACUCUUGUGACUCUGAUCGCAGAGGAAGAAAAAGCCCAUGCUGGGGCUACAAGCAUCGCUGCCUCAUCCGAGGCUGUGUCCAACCUUGGGUUAGCCAGGAACUGGAGGCAGCUUUGGGAAGACGCUGUCAAGCGAAGUGUGGAAACCAGGGUCUCAAAAGUGCCUGUGCCACUGAAGGAGGACAACACCUCUUGGCUGUCGAUACACUUAGGAUAUCUCAAAGAAGUCGUAAGAACAGAUUUGUUGACAAUCAAACACUGGGUACACAAAUGCUAUCCACCAGAAUACAGUGUGGGCGAUGCAUACCUGAAGGCUUUCCACAAAGCCCUCUCUUUGCACUUACAAAGCAUCCUGGAAGAAGAUGAGAGCCUGGGAUGCAAUCAAUUCUAUGCAGUACUCAACUGGGUCACUAAUGUAUACCACAGUGAAAAUCUCUUAGGAUGCCCAGACCUUAAACCAGAAAUAAAAACUGAAGCUCUGCCGGAUUUGUUAACUUCAGAAGAUUUAAACAAACUGAAGAGCAACUACGUUAACUCUGUCCAGCAGGAAACCAAGAACUGCUUGGAGAAUAUUUUGAUGCUGGAGACCAAGGAAAAGUGGAAAGGAGAGCCAGAUGAGCGGAAAAACCCAUACGAUUCGUCGCUGUCCUACGAUAUUCAAACGCUCGCCAAACAACACAGAAAGGUAGCCGGCUGCAUUUGCGAAGAAGUGGAAGACGCCGUUCUCAAAGGUAUCGUGAAAGAAGUGACAGAAUUCCUACCACGGUAAUGUCUGCUUCUUUCAAAGUCCCAGUGUCUAAACUGGAUCAUGUUUUAUGCUUAAUGGUUCUAGCAAAUAGGCAUGAUGGAAAAGCAUCAGCUGUUCUGAGGACGCAGCUCAGAGGCUUUAGCUCAAGUGCAGAGGCAAAUGUUUCCUCUUCAAAUGAAUCCAAAUUCUGACUCUGACAUCGCCAGCA
Molecule: messenger RNA, 2325 nt
Organism: Podarcis muralis (Common wall lizard)
Lineage: Eukaryota; Metazoa; Chordata; Lepidosauria; Squamata; Lacertidae
Source: RefSeq, a predicted model, not a curated record